Molecule: messenger RNA, 5359 nt
Organism: Pelobates fuscus (common spadefoot toad)
Lineage: Eukaryota; Metazoa; Chordata; Amphibia; Anura; Pelobatidae
Gene: GRIA1
Product: glutamate ionotropic receptor AMPA type subunit 1
Exons: 16
Coding region: 547-3258 (903 amino acids)
Biological process (GO): synaptic transmission, glutamatergic; monoatomic ion transport; modulation of chemical synaptic transmission
Cellular component (GO): postsynaptic density membrane; plasma membrane; dendritic spine
Molecular function (GO): AMPA glutamate receptor activity; transmitter-gated monoatomic ion channel activity involved in regulation of postsynaptic membrane potential
Source: RefSeq, a predicted model, not a curated record
ACUACAUUGGCUCCUAUCAGGAGAAUGGAGAGAGGUUGGGGAAUCUGAGAGGGGAGUGUGAUGCAGUUGCUUGGCUACAGUAAUAAAGGCCGAUUAGCAUGAUGGAGUGCAGAGAGAGUGUAAUGUAUGUGUGAGUGUGUGUGUGUCUGUGUGUGUGAAUGAGGAGGGCUCUCUCUUUCUCUCAGUGCUCAGUUAAUCCUUCUGUCAGUUGAUGUUAAGGCUGCAUUUUAAGUGCCGGAUGGGAAAAGAGAAAGGAUCCAAAUAACAGAAGACACAGAACACAGACUGGAGAAUAGACAAGAAGAGGCAAGCCUUGUUUUAUCCAGAAUCCAGGAGGGGGAUCUAUAUAAAAAAAAAAAUUGGAAUUCUGCUUCCAGCAUCCACCCCCACCUCUCUCUGCCCCCCUCCCCUCCCAACCCUUGUACCCUCAAGCAAGGGAAUCGAGGCCAGGGUGUUAUACAAGAAGAUUUUAAGAAGGGGGGAGUCCCCAAAAUCUUUGCUGGGAAGUAAGGGCUUAUCUUUUCCUUCGCCAAUGCAAAAGGAAAUAUGCCGCACAUUUUUGCCUUUUUCUGCACCAGCUUUCUAGGGGCAGUGCUUGGGGUGAAUUUCCCCAACCAUAUCCAAAUCGGGGGUCUCUUCCCAAAUCAGCAGUCCCAGGAACAUGCCGCCUUCCGUUUUGCUCUGUCCCAGUUGAUGGAACCCCCAAAGUUGUUACCCCAAAUCGACAUUGUGAACAUCAGUGACAGUUUUGAAAUGACCUACACCUUUUGUUCGCAGUUUUCUAAAGGAGUAUACUCCAUUUUUGGUUUCUAUGACCGGAAGACAGUCAACAUGCUGACAUCUUUCUGCGGUGCUCUUCAUGUCUGCUUCAUCACUCCUAGUUUCCCAGUAGCCACUUCCAAUCAGUUUGUCCUACAGUUGAGGCCGGAACUCCAAGAUGCUCUCAUCAGUGUUAUUGAGUACUACAAAUGGAAAAAGUUUGUUUACAUAUAUGACGCAGACCGAGGUUUAUCUGUUCUCCAGAAAGUGCUGGACACUGCAGCAGAGAAGAACUGGCAAGUCACAGCUGUGAAUAUUCUCACAACAACUGAAGAAGGUUAUCGUCUACUUUUCCAAGACCUGGAUAAGAGUAAAGACCGCCAAGUGGUUAUAGACUGUGAGUCGGAGCGACUGAAUGCCAUCCUCACCCAGGUAAUAAUCAAGAUGGAAAAAAACAUUGUCGGAUAUCAUUAUAUUCUUGCUAACCUGGGCUUCAUGGACAUUGAGUUACAGAAGUUCAAAGAAGCAGGGGCCAAUGUAACAGGAUUUCAGUUGGUGAACUAUACAGAUGCCAUGGUGUCCCAGGUCAUGCAGCAGUGGAAGAACUACGAUGGCCGAGAACAGCCUCGUGUGGAUUGGAAAAAACCAAAGUACACCUCUGCCCUGACCUAUGAUGGAGUGCGUGUGAUGGCUGAGGCAUUUCAGAAUUUAAGGAAACAGCGGAUAGACAUCUCACGUCGGGGGAAUGCUGGAGAUUGUUUGGCAAAUCCUGCCGUUCCAUGGGGACAAGGAAUUGACAUUCAGAGAGCACUGCAACAGGUCCGGCUGGAAGGGCUCUCAGGAAAUGUCCAAUUUAACGAAAAAGGCAGACGAACAAACUACACACUUCACAUUCUGGAAUUGAAGCAUGAUGGUACCCAUCACAUUGCUAAUUGGAAUGAAGAUGAUAAACUUAUUCCUCUAGCCACAGAUGCCCAAGCUGGAAAUGACACCAUAGGAGUUCUAAACAGGACAUAUAUUGUAACCACAAUCCUGGAAGCUCCAUAUGUAAUGUACAAAAAGAAUGCGGAUGAGUUUUUUGGUAACGAUAGGUUUGAGGGCUAUUGUGUAGAACUGGCUGCGGAGAUAGCCAAACAUGUUGGAUACAAGUACAAGCUGGAGAUAGUAAAGGAUGGAAAAUAUGGAGCUCGUGACUCAGAUAUGAAGGCUUGGAAUGGAAUGGUCGGGGAGCUGGUAUAUGGGAGAGCUGAUUUGGCCGUUGCUCCAUUGACUAUAACAUUGGUCCGUGAAGAGGUUAUCGACUUCUCCAAACCAUUCAUGAGCCUGGGCAUAUCCAUCAUGAUCAAGAAGCCUAUGAAAUCCAAACCAGGAGUCUUUUCCUUCCUUGACCCUCUCGCUUAUGAAAUCUGGAUGUGCAUCGUCUUUGCCUACAUUGGAGUAAGCGUGGUGCUCUUCCUAGUGAGCAGAUUUAGUCCAUAUGAAUGGCACAAUGAGGAGUUUGAGGAAGGCAGAGAUCAGCCCACAACAGAUCAAACUAAUGAAUUUGGUAUAUUUAAUAGCCUUUGGUUCUCCUUGGGGGCAUUUAUGCAGCAAGGAUGUGACAUUUCCCCAAGGUCCCUCUCAGGACGCAUUGUUGGUGGUGUCUGGUGGUUUUUUACAUUGAUCAUCAUCUCGUCCUACACGGCCAAUCUAGCUGCCUUUCUGACUGUCGAGAGGAUGGUAUCUCCAAUAGAGAGUGCUGAUGAUCUAGCCAAACAAACAGAGAUUGCCUAUGGAACUCUAGAUUCUGGGUCCACCAAAGAAUUUUUUAAGAGAUCUAAAAUUGCUGUUUUUGAGAAGAUGUGGACUUACAUGCGCUCAGCAGAGCCCUCAGUUUUCGUAAAGACAACAGAGGAUGGAAUGAAUAGAGUGAGGAAGUCAAAGGGCAAAUAUGCCUACCUCUUGGAGUCCACCAUGAAUGAAUACAUUGAGCAGAGAAAGCCAUGUGACACUAUGAAGGUGGGAGGUAACUUGGACUCCAAGGGAUAUGGCAUUGCAACCCCCAAGGGGUCUCCUCUGAGAGGUGCUGUAAACCUAGCGGUAUUGAAACUCAGUGAGCAAGGCGUCUUAGACAAGCUGAAAAGCAAAUGGUGGUACGAUAAAGGGGAAUGUGGAAGCAAAGACUCCGGAAGUAAGGAUAAGACGAGUGCUUUGAGUCUGAGUAAUGUGGCUGGAGUCUUCUACAUAUUGAUCGGAGGUCUAGGCUUGGCCAUGUUGGUUGCUCUUAUCGAGUUUUGCUACAAAUCCCGAAGUGAAUCAAAAAAGAUGAAGGGUUUCUGUUUAAUUCCGCAGCAAACAGUCACAGAAACAGUCCGGAUGGCAACAUUACCCAGACCAUCCACAGCAGGAGGCAGUGGCGAAAACGGCAGAGUGGUGAGCCAUGACUUCCCAAAAUCCAUGCAGACAAUUCCAUGUAUGAGCCACAGUGCAGGGAUGGCACUGGGAGCAACUGGAUUAUAAUACCAGCAGACUUCACACUGCUAAGUGAAUCAAUGAAUAUUCCCCCUUCCAGUGCCAAAAACUACAAAUGACAUUAACAUAUGGAACUUUGCAGCAACUCAAAGAUCUAUUUUUUGUCUUUUUUUUUCUUUUCUUUUCUCUUUUUUUUUUUUUUUUUUUUCAUUUUUGCCUCCAGCGACAAAAUUAUAUGUCAGUAAUUGCAAUAAAGAGCUGAUAUUGGGAAGAAAGGAGAUCCUACCCUGUGGGCUGGACAAUUGAAUGUUAACAAUAGACUCUGAUCCCACAAUUUUUCAGCUCAUCAAUUCUUAGUAUAUUCAAUUGUUAGGGGUAUAUUUUUUGGAACACUUUUUUUUUUUUCUUUUACCGUUUUUCCUGUAAUAACUAUCAAAUAAAUGCGAGCAUACGCACACAAACAAAAAACAAAGCUGAAGACAUUUCUGACAUCUAAAUAAUUCUAAACGACGACCUAGAUUCAUACAGGGAUUUGUUCAUCUUUCCAGUUUGGAGAUACAAAAUGAAAAACAUGACAUGGCAAAUUAUGAAAAAGGAUGCAUUUAACAAGACAUAGGCAAGUAAGCAAAAAAUAUUUUAAAAAUAAAGUAAAAAAUACAAAACAUUCACAGCUCAUUGCUCAUUACAAUCAUGUUCAAAUGAUGGACAGUAGAUAAGGUGAUAUGAGAGAUGAUACAAGUAGGCCUGAAUCUACCAAGUAGGAAAAAAGAGACUAUGUUAAAAAAAAUGUGAACAGAUCAAAUCAAAAGGUGAAGAACAAAUAUUAAACACCCAAAACGUUUUUUUUUUUUUUCUAAAGUUAAGAACAUUGCUUAAAAGCCAUGAGGGUGCUAUUUUGGCUUUGAGUCACCUUAAUAAUGACGAACAACCUAUGGGACUUACAUCAAGAUAAAAGCUGCUUGGGAUUGCUUGAUGAGGUAGAUAAAAAAACAUCUACAUGUUUGGAAGUCUCUCCAUUUUCUUAACUGCAGGACAUUUGCCAUUCUUUUGACAUCUAGAACAUGUUUGGAGCUAGCAAAGCUAUAAAAUGGAUGCAUUUGUUGGAAGAGAGAAUACAAGUGCAGACUCCGUAUGUUCACAGCAGCAAAGUCCACUAUAAAUAUGGGAAUAUUACCUACAUGAAGAAACUACAUCAACAUGCUGGACAGUUGCACAUGGAACUACUACUGAUACUUUACCACGUGUGCUGAUGUGUGGACAUAGUAAUAUGAGAAUUUGGACCAGCAUUUAAUGUCUUUCUUUGUUCAAUCCCAGAUCGAUCCAUGUUUUAUUUGUUUUCAAGUCAACCCUUCACAAUGGAAGAACAUUAAUAUCCCUGAAAAAUGACCAGUUGGGACGUUAAUGUUUUUUGAUUUUUUUUUUUUAAUUUUGUUUAUGAGUAUUUAAGUUCCUGUUCAAAUAUAUGGGGCUUGUGAUUAAGACAGAUGUUUUGCUUGUUCUUUUCUUUUUUUUUCUUUUUCUUUUGAACCUCUGCAAACGUCUAUGUAGCCAACUUGAAGUGGAAACAAAUCCUUUCUAUGAAUUCCUCAAUGAUUUGGGGGAAAUUUCCAGCCAUUUUACUCAAGGAGACACAACUUGCUUCCUUGGGAACUGAACUUUAACAUGUGAUGUGUGAAAAAAAAUCUGUCUUGAAAAAACAAUAUGGUUUUUAUUUGUCAGUGACAUUUAAAUUGGCUACUGAGUGUGAGACAGGAUAAAGCAAAACAGCACUGGAGAUUUUGAGCGUUUACUUGUAAUUUGUAUUUUUACUACUCUUUCUUAAAAACAGCGGUGUGGAGGCAAGUUCGGGUUUUUACCCCAGACAUGGACUCUGCAUUUAACCCCUUCAGGCAAUUCAUUCCAUUUUUCUUCUUUGAUACCUGGAUACUUUCUUCAAAAGGCUGUAUUUGUUAAACUCUGAUGUCAAAAAGUGCUAAGGAGAGAACACAUUUGGUCAAACAGAAGCAUAUUUUAGUUUGUUUUACAGUUGUGUUGGUGGGGAGGUGGUAACUCUCUACAGCAUCUAUUUGCUUCUUGCGUAUUUCCUUUGUUUUAUUUUUUCUUUGAAUUAAUAUAAAAUGGACGUGUUCUCUUUCAUUAACAAGGUGAA